This is a messenger RNA of Lucilia sericata (common green bottle fly), 583 nucleotides long. RefSeq names its product ficolin-2-like. The annotation marks the transcript as partial. The transcript has 2 exons. NCBI's taxonomy places the organism in Eukaryota, Metazoa, Arthropoda, Insecta, Diptera, Calliphoridae. The record is from RefSeq and is a predicted model, not a curated record.
AUAUAUUCUAAAACGUGUCGAUGGUAGCGAAAAUUUUAGACGCAGCUGGUUGGAUUAUGUAAAUGGUUUUGGUAAUCCAGUUGGAGAAUAUUGGAUUGGCUUAGAGAAUUUGUAUGCUUUAACAAACUUUUAUGGACCUCAGGAAUUACUCGUUUUUCUAGAAAAUUUUAAGGGGGAAACAGCAUUUGCUCGUUACGAUCAUUUUGUUAUAGGAAAUGCCGUUGAGAAAUAUAAAUUAAAAUCACUUGGACGCUACGCGGGCACUGCUGGUGAUAGUUUAUAUAAUCAAUUGAAUGCUGCAUUUAGUACACUCGAUAAUGAUAAUGACAAUUCAAACAGAAAUUGUGCAGAUAUACGUAAAGGAGGAUUUUGGUUUAAGGAUUGUACUAUUGUAAACCCUACUGGUCAUUAUUUACGUGGUGCAUAUUCAAAUAACUAUGAAGGUUCAUUUUGGAAAACGUUUGGGGGAAGUUAACUAUUCACAUAAACUAUAAUUUUCAUGAUUCGCCGACAGAGUGCUGGCCAAAUUGUAAUAUUAUUGCAAUUAUAGUUAACAAUAGCAGUUUAAGUUUAAACUAAUUGA